AUGCUAACAAUAAAUAGCCUUCUUGAAGUAAAAGAUACACUUAAUUGGCUAGAUCGAAUACUCCUUCUAAUUUCACCAAUAUUAAAACCUGAAAGAGAUCCAGACUUGCGCAGAGAAGUGAUGAAAAAAUCUUUCCGUAGAGGCCUCAAUCAAGAGGGAAAGAUCCAGUUAGGCUAUGAGAAACCUUUAGAAUCUUUUAUUAGGUUAUAUCAAAUUUUAGAUAAAUUAAGAAUAUGUGGAAAUGUUUUUAUCAAAGAACAGAUCGAAAGGCUUAUUCACAAUAGUUUUGGCAAUAAAGCCUUUUCACAUGAUCUGUAG
Molecule: messenger RNA, 318 nt
Organism: Funneliformis mosseae
Lineage: Eukaryota; Fungi; Glomeromycota; Glomeromycetes; Glomerales; Glomeraceae
Source: the annotation of a GenBank genome assembly